Molecule: messenger RNA, 1017 nt
Organism: Punctularia strigosozonata HHB-11173 SS5
Lineage: Eukaryota; Fungi; Basidiomycota; Agaricomycetes; Corticiales; Punctulariaceae
Product: galactose mutarotase-like protein
Exons: 4
Coding region: 23-916 (297 amino acids)
Biological process (GO): carbohydrate metabolic process
Molecular function (GO): isomerase activity; carbohydrate binding
Source: RefSeq, a predicted model, not a curated record
CUUGCCUACCGAUCGAUCAGCCAUGCCUGUUGACCGGACCACAACGAAGGUGACACUAAAGCACCCGAAAGGAUCUUCCGUCGAGAUACUGCUGUACGGGGCAUCGGUCAUAUCUUGGAAGGCCGCAUCCCCCAAUAGCUCGGAAAUUGUCGAGCGACUCUUCGUGUCGUCAAAGGCCUUCCUCGAUGGUUCCAAACCUGUUCGCGGAGGCAUACCUGUGGUCUUCCCGUGCUUCGGCGCCCCCACUCAUCCCGAUCAUCUAAAGCUGAGCCAGCAUGGCUUUGCGCGAAGCGAGACGUGGACGUUCGACAGCGUAGUCAUGGACAAUGAAGCAGGCGUCUCCGUGCGAUUCACCCUCGAUCCUACUUCGAGCAUCAUUGCAAAGUACGACAAACCUUUCCACUUGGCAUAUGUGGUGACGCUGGCUGAACACCAGUUGUCGACCGACUUGCACGUCAAGAACAUAUCCGCCGCCAGCGCACCGUCGGCGACGCCCCUUGAAUUCCAAGCUUUAUUCCAUAAUUACAUUGCCGCUCCUGCCAACGAUGCGCUGAUUUUCCCACUGACUGACAAGUCAUACUUCGACAAGACGGAUACUAGUCUCGAAGGAAAGAAUGCCCUGAAGACGGAAACGAGAGCAGGCGUGGAUGUUACGAAGUUCACGGACUCUGUAUAUGAGGAUGCUGGAGGCAAAUACGAGGUCAAGUGGCCAGGAGGAGGUGUUCAGGUCAAGACGAACCUCAAGGACGUGGUCGUGUGGAACCCUCAAGAAACCGGUGCCAGCAUUGGUGAUAUGGAGGAUGGAGGAUGGCUUCGGUAUGUGUGCGUGGAACCUGGACACGUCCGGGGCUUCGUUUCGGUUGAUCCUGGGAAAGAAUGGAUCGGCCAGCAAGUCAUUUCCGUACUGGAUCAUUGACUCAUUGGCGUUGAACCGAAAGCGUAUGGAAUGCUUUAACUGAAACCUGUACGAGUAUAUGCAAAACAGCCAAGGAAUUGGAUGAGUUAACAGGUUGAGGC